Molecule: messenger RNA, 1235 nt
Organism: Hevea brasiliensis (rubber tree)
Lineage: Eukaryota; Viridiplantae; Streptophyta; Magnoliopsida; Malpighiales; Euphorbiaceae
Product: heat stress transcription factor C-1
Exons: 2
Coding region: 133-1086 (317 amino acids)
Biological process (GO): regulation of transcription by RNA polymerase II
Cellular component (GO): nucleus
Molecular function (GO): RNA polymerase II cis-regulatory region sequence-specific DNA binding; DNA-binding transcription factor activity
Source: RefSeq, a predicted model, not a curated record
CAUAUUUGCGAGAGAGAGAGAGAGAGAGAGAGAAGAAGCCUUGCUUCUUCCUGUAAACGCAAGCAGAGAAAAAAUAAAGUGUACAACUCUGGCAAGAAGAGCUAUCUAGCAAGGUAGAGAAGUGUUUAUAGGAUGGAGGCUAAUACCAUCGUUGCUCCUUUCGUCAUGAAGACAUAUCAGAUUGUGGACGAUCCAGCUACGGAUACACUUAUCACUUGGGGCAAAGCCAACAACAGUUUCAUCGUCAUCGACCAUUUAGAUUUCUCCCAGAGGAUCUUGCCUGCAUAUUUUAAACACAACAACUUCUCUAGUUUCGUUCGCCAACUAAACACCUAUGGUUUUCGAAAAGUGGAUCCAGAUAGAUGGGAAUUCGCAAACGAGUGGUUUCUUCGGGGCCAAAAGCAAUUGUUGAAGAAUAUAGUUCGUAGAAAGCAAAGCAAGGGCUCAUGUACGCAAGCUAAAAUAGAGGAUUUUGACAAUGAAGAGCUAGUUAUGGAGAUAGCAAGGUUAAAGCAAGAACAAAGAGUCCUAGAGAAAGAGCUUGAGGGUAUGAACAAACGCUUAGAGGCCACUGAGAGACGACCUCAACAAAUGAUGUCUUUUCUUUACAAAGUUGUGCAGGAUCCUGAUUUUUUCCCUCGCAUGAUACUCCAGAAAGAACCAACCAAACAAUUAAAUGACAAAAAGCGCCGGUUAAUGAUUUCUUCUUCUUCGUCGUCCUCUGGUGGGGCCGCGAUUUCUUAUUCAGUGAAGUCUGAAGAUGAAGAAAGGGAAAGCGUUGGGGUAAUAUCGUUGCCAGAAACUGGGUUUUGUCAUUCUUCACAGUUACCGGAGAAAAAUAUCAUAAGGUGGUUGGGAGAAGAGAACUAUGGUUGCGACUCAGCGCCUAAUCCAUUCACAUCGAUUACGAUGGGUGGAGGGAUUGGGAACACUAUCACUAUGGCAGUGUCUCCACCAGAGAAUAGCUUGACAGGUUGUGGUGGUAACAGGGUUGGCCAAAUAAGCUAUUUCGGAGAACUGGCGGCAAGGGUGGAGGCUAGACCACCACCACCUUAUCCAUUCUCGCUUUUAGGUGGUGGCUUUUAGCUGCUUCUAUUCACAAAAUUUAUCAUGGAUUCUAUCUUGUAUAUUAUUUUUGUUUUUUAGCAUAUUAUUGCUUUUAUCCCUCUUUUCCUUAUAAUUCUUGUAUAAACAAGUGAUUUAAAUCGUUACAUAAAUUAUUAGGCAAUUACAAA